Molecule: messenger RNA, 886 nt
Organism: Quercus lobata
Lineage: Eukaryota; Viridiplantae; Streptophyta; Magnoliopsida; Fagales; Fagaceae
Product: mediator of RNA polymerase II transcription subunit 33A-like
Exons: 7
Coding region: 15-740 (241 amino acids)
Biological process (GO): regulation of phenylpropanoid metabolic process
Cellular component (GO): mediator complex
Source: RefSeq, a predicted model, not a curated record
GAGCAGGAGCCAACAUGAGGCACCUCAUAGUGGAAGCUUGCGUUGCAAGAAAUUUAGUUGACACAUCAGCAUAUUUUUGGCCUGGUUAUGUGUCUGCAUCAAUAAUCUCACUGUCAGAUUCAUUGCUAGUUGAAAUAUCCCCAUGGUCAACGUUUAUGGAAGGAGCACCAUUAAAUGCUUCUCUAAUAAAUUCCCCCAUAAAGACUCCUGCUUCAAGUUUAGAGGAGAUAGAGAAAUUAUAUUAUAUAGCUCUGAAUGGGUCAGAGGAAGAGAAGUCAGCAGCGGCAAAGAUUCUAUGUGGUGCAUCUGUCAGCCGUGGAUGGAACAUUCAGGAACAUGUGGUGCACUUUGUGGUCAAGCUUCUUUCUCCUCCAGUUCCUCCUAGUUAUACUGGACCAGGCAGCCACUUAAUUGAUUAUAUGUCCUUGUUAAGUGCUCUUCUUUUUGGAGCUUCUGCUAUUAAUACUGUUCAUAUACUUUCUUUGCAUGGUAUGAGAAUAAGUUGCAACAAAAAAGCCAAAUCAAUCUGCAGAACAGGAAGAAGAAAUCUCAUCACAAGAAAAUCUCUGGUUUCCAGUUCAUCAAAAGUUCUCAUCACAUUCGCAGAUUCACGAAUUCGGGUUGUUGACGGUAUUGAUCUGGUUCACAAGUUUAAAGAAAACUACCAGAAUUCUCUAUGCAACGAGGUGUGCUCUUAUGAACAUGUCAUUUUUCUAAGUGUUGAUAGUUAUACCAUGUAAAUGCAGAUACUUUAGUUACCACUUGAGCUGCAAAAGGGAUAAUAAGAAAUUCCUACAAGUUAGAAGUUGCCAUGUUGAGAACUUAAGAAUGAAUAAUCUAGACAUGUAGACCAAUUGCAAGAUGCUUUUGAUUGUCUCUUUUUCAA